Messenger RNA from Durio zibethinus, 486 nucleotides. RefSeq names its product putative RING-H2 finger protein ATL19. NCBI's taxonomy places the organism in Eukaryota, Viridiplantae, Streptophyta, Magnoliopsida, Malvales, Malvaceae. The record is from RefSeq and is a predicted model, not a curated record.
AUGUCAACGCCACCAACUACUCCAAACCUUGAGGUUGAGACAUCAAUAAACCUCUUUUUGAUUCUAGGUGUUAUUGCUUCUUUUCUGAUAGCAAUAAUUAUAGUUUAUAUCAUAAGUGCUUGCUACGAGAAAGCCAAGAGGCUGCUUCCACCCCAAGAUAUUGAAACUGGUGGCUUUCUCCCCCAAGCCAUGCAAGGCCAAGGCCAACCGCGGCGGCAGCAGGCUUCAAAGCCGAUAAUCCUGGCGGGGGCUGUAGUUAUAUACAGGAAUAUUGAGGAAGAACCAGAAGAAGCAAAGUACUGCAGCAACGAGUGUGCGAUAUGCUUGGAAGAGUUCAAAGAAAGGGAUCGUUGCAGGAUUUUAUCCAAGUGCAAACAUAUCUACCAUAUUUGUUGUAUAGAUCGGUGGCUGCUCAAGGAGUUGCAUUGCCCGCUUUGUCGUGGUUCUAUCCACGCUACACUACCAACUCAUGUUCAAACUGCUUGA